AUGUCCAACGAAACCUUUCUUUUCACUUCGGAGUCAGUAGGUGAAGGCCACCCAGACAAAAUUGCGGAUCAAAUAUCUGAUGCCAUUUUGGAUGCUUGCCUCAAGGAGGAUCCUUUUUCUAAAGUUGCAUGUGAGACAGCCACAACGACGGGUUUAGUACUAGUAUUUGGAGAAAUUUCUACCUCCGCUCCAAUCGAUUAUCAAAAGAUAGUUCGCGAUACCGUCCAACGUAUAGGUUAUGAUGAUUCCGCAAAGGGAUUUGAUUAUAAAACAUGUAAUGUUCUAGUCGCUAUUGAUAGACAAUCGCCAGAUAUCGCUCAAUGUCUUACGUACGAGGACCUUGAGAAUAUUGGUGCAGGUGACCAAGGAAUCAUGUUUGGAUACGCUACUGAUGAAACCCCCGAAUUAAUGCCAAUGACUCUUGAUCUUGCUCACAAGUUAAAUAAGAAAAUGUCAGAUCUUCGCAGGAGUAAAGAAUUUAGUUG
Molecule: messenger RNA, 485 nt
Organism: Acaulospora morrowiae
Lineage: Eukaryota; Fungi; Glomeromycota; Glomeromycetes; Diversisporales; Acaulosporaceae
Source: the annotation of a GenBank genome assembly